Aaosphaeria arxii CBS 175.79 is the source of this 1223-nucleotide messenger RNA. RefSeq names its product EBDP4, emopamil-binding protein. NCBI's taxonomy places the organism in Eukaryota, Fungi, Ascomycota, Dothideomycetes, Pleosporales. Bases 100 to 882 code for a protein of 260 amino acids. Gene Ontology annotation, cellular component: membrane; endoplasmic reticulum. The record is from RefSeq and is a predicted model, not a curated record. Gene Ontology annotation, biological process: sterol biosynthetic process. Gene Ontology annotation, molecular function: steroid Delta-isomerase activity; cholestenol delta-isomerase activity; C-8 sterol isomerase activity. The transcript is spliced from 4 exons.
CUUUACGCGACUCUCCACAAGAUCCCAUUCACUAACCUUUCCCAGCAAAGCGUAUGUCCCUAUUCCGAUCCCUCAAUUCUCUUCCGCGACCGAUUGAAGAUGGCCUCCUUUAUACUCGACCGACUCCACGACACUCUUUUUGCACCAUCCAACGUCACAAUGGCACCGCCAGCAGCCUCCGCCAUACCAUUACAUCCCUACUGGCCCCUCGAGGCCGAGAUUGUGGGCUACCUCGCAAACGAAUGGAACACUCUCCAAUUGUGCUCCAUGUUCGCGGCGGGCUGCAGCGUCAUCUUCGCCAUAACGUACAUUGUGACGACCAAGCUGCGACCGAAUGUUAGCAUCAGCGACUUGUCCAUCGUUAUGUGGUUCGUUCUUUGCGGAUUCAUUCACUUCUUCUUCGAGGGCUACUUCGCGUACAACUUCCGCGCCAUGGGCGAGAAGCAAGAUCUCUUCGGCCAGCUCUGGAAAGAAUACAGCCUGAGCGACUCGCGGUACCUCACACAGGACGCUUUCGUCCUCUGCAUGGAGACCAUCACCGCCGUCUGCUGGGGCCCCCUCUCCUUCCUCGUCGCCGCCCUCAUCGCCACCAACCACCCGCUGCGCUACCCGCUCCAGAUCAUCGUGUCGCUCGGCCAGCUCUACGGCGACGUCCUGUACUACGCGACCUCGAUGUUCGACCUGUGGAUCCUCGGCCGCAUCUACUCGCGCCCGGAGCAGUUCUACUUCUGGGGCUACUUCGUCUUCAUGAACGCGUUUUGGAUCGUCAUUCCGGGUCUGCUGCUCGUCGGCGCGGUUCGGGAGAUCUGGACGAGGUUGGAUAGGCUGGAGAAGGUCGGUGCUGCUGGGAAGGCGAAUGGGAGUGUGAAGAAGAGGAAUUAGGAUGUUGUGAGGGGAGAUAUAAUUCCGCAUUUCACGUCAUACUUCCUGUGGAAUCUGAGGGUAGAGAUUUGGGGGUUUGGUGAUUGGUCCUUUUUUUUGUAGGGAUCAUUUGGGUUGAAUAUAGGGAUUGGAACGGGCAUUGGAUACUGCCGGAUUUAGGCCGAAAAGUUCUAUAGGCAGAGUCUCAUCUUCUUUGCAUAUACUUGGGAAAAAGAGACCGGGAACGGUUUAAGAUCCGAUAUAGAGACAGGGAGAGCGAAAGGGAGAAAUACGUACAUAAUAUCUAAUUACAAUGUUUUCCCACUAAGUCCUCCGUGUUUGAAGAUUGCGGAUUCUUCGAU